Molecule: messenger RNA, 743 nt
Organism: Aspergillus caelatus
Lineage: Eukaryota; Fungi; Ascomycota; Eurotiomycetes; Eurotiales; Aspergillaceae
Exons: 2
Coding region: 40-465 (141 amino acids)
Source: RefSeq, a predicted model, not a curated record
GGGAGCCGUUUGCUUUUUGGACCCUCAUGGACCGGAAUCAUGAUGGAGAGCCCAAUGCGAGUCAUUAUCUCUGCCUGCGUUACUGAUAUUGGUGGUAAUCCACAGCGACGCCAUAAUACUCUAGGGAGUGCAUUCUGCGAAGAAGUCUUAAACCGAGAAUUCCGUGCGUCACUCCAACCUACUGGAUACGACCAUGUCCACAUCCCCGCGGAUUUCGACUCGGCCAAGCCGGUGAAGCGCUGGUUUAUCUUCGACUUGAACGUUGGUGGAGAACUCGGCGCGGACGAAGUUGCGCAGAUCCCCCAUCAAGUCUAUCUGAGUAGCCGCCAGGGAGACAAUUGGAUUUUCAUUCCACGCCCACAAUGGAUUGACUCCGCGAAGGCCCGAGCCAACUCAUAUACAUGGGGCGGAAGACUGGAACAGAAACUAGUGGCUGGCAUGAGGAAUUCAUUGCUCCAGGCGUGAACUACAAUAUCAAGGCAGCACUCAAAGAUUUCCCCCUUCCCGUCCCUGUUCGCGUCUCUCUCUUGUCAAGGUGUCUCGGGUGGCGUUUGCCCCCUGCAUGCUGGACACUCUUCGUUAUCCUUAUCCUCCUGCCAGUCCCAGACGUCUUGGCGUUGGUUAGGUGGACACGUCACUUGGUUCUGCAGAGCAACAGCACAUCUCGCGAUGUAUACAGUGGCUUCGUGGCCACAGACCCCGAACCGACCUCGCACGUUCUCACACAUCUGCCUUUGUCAGCG